UUUAAAUGCAAAUCACCUCCGUUCUGCUUAGCUGCCACCCUCUCCCAACCUGGGGGGGAGCACGCCAGCCGGCGGAGGGAGCUUGCACCUUAGCGUCUGCAAACCCUAAACCCUAAAGCUUCAGGCCUGAGACCUGUCACCCAAUGGAUGACAAAAAGAAGAAACGGAGUCCCAAGCCCUGUCUAACCCAGCCAGCCCAGGCGCCAGGCACACUAAGAAGGGUCCCUGUGCCCACCAGCCAUAGCGGCUCCUUAGCCCUAGGACUCCCUCAUCUGCCAUCCCCGAAGCAGCGGGCCAAGUUCAAGAGAGUGGGCAAGGAGAAAUGCCGGCCUGUGCUGGCUGGAGGCGGAACCGGCUCGGCAGGCACCCCCCUGCAGCACUCUUUCCUGACAGAGGUGACUGACGUCUAUGAGAUGGAAGGGGGACUGCUGAACUUACUCAAUGAUUUCCAUUCCGGACGAUUGCAGGCCUUUGGGAAGGAAUGCUCCUUUGAACAACUGGAGCAUGUGCGAGAAAUGCAGGAGAAGCUGGCCCGGCUGCACUUCAGCCUGGAUGUGUGUGGUGAGGAAGAGGACGAUGAAGAAGAGGAUGGGGUCACCGAGGGCUUGCCUGAGGAGCAGAAGAAGACAAUGGCUGAUCGAAACCUGGACCAGCUGCUUAGCAAUCUGGAAGACCUUAGUAAUUCCAUACAGAAGCUGCACCUGGCCGAGAACGCCGAGCCCGAGGAGCAGUCCUCUGCGUAGUGUCGGACCCAGGCCCAGAGGCCUCCUUCGUGUUCCCUUUAAACUGUGACUUUUCACCAGCUCGGAGCUGAUUCCGCAGCCCCCCAGGUGCUAUGGAGGUGGGGGGCGCUGGAUGGAAAUUAAAGCAAAAAGAAAGCAAGCGGCUCUAUGUCCUCCUUU
Messenger RNA from Perognathus longimembris pacificus (Pacific pocket mouse), 902 nucleotides. RefSeq names its product coiled-coil domain containing 28B (gene Ccdc28b). Bases 144 to 743 code for a protein of 199 amino acids. The record is from RefSeq and is a predicted model, not a curated record. The transcript is spliced from 6 exons. NCBI's taxonomy places the organism in Eukaryota, Metazoa, Chordata, Mammalia, Rodentia, Heteromyidae.